AUGUCAUCCUCCAAGACGCCGUCAUUCUUCAUUUCCCUUCCAGUCGCGUCUCUCAGCUCCUCCGCUGACUUUUAUAAGUCCCUUUCUUUCACCCCUCUCCCUGAUUAUUCCGAUUCCAACACGACGUCACUCCGCUUCCCUUACUCAUCCAACGCCAACAUCUGCCUCAUGCUGCACUCUACAUCGCGGUUUGAAGAAUUUAUCCGCCGUGGUUCAGAAAUUGUACAUGCAAAGAAAGCUACGGGUGCGAUAUAUACCCUGGGAGUGCCAAGUAAGGAAGAUGUAGACGGGUUCUUGGAGAAGGCUGAAAAGGCGGGUGGCAAGAGAGACCCUUUUGAAAUAAAGGAGUAUGGGAAAUCUCUAGGGCUAUAUACAAGGAGCUUUGAGGAUUUGGAUGGACAUAUCUGGGAAGCAACAACAAUGUUGAAUGAGAAGGCACAAGAAGGAGCAUAA
Messenger RNA from Trichoderma virens Gv29-8, 453 nucleotides. RefSeq lists its product as uncharacterized. The transcript has a single exon. The record is from RefSeq and is a predicted model, not a curated record. NCBI's taxonomy places the organism in Eukaryota, Fungi, Ascomycota, Sordariomycetes, Hypocreales, Hypocreaceae. The coding region runs from base 1 to 453 and encodes 150 amino acids.